Molecule: messenger RNA, 1060 nt
Organism: Megalopta genalis
Lineage: Eukaryota; Metazoa; Arthropoda; Insecta; Hymenoptera; Halictidae
Product: Helix loop helix protein 4C
Biological process (GO): regulation of transcription by RNA polymerase II
Molecular function (GO): RNA polymerase II cis-regulatory region sequence-specific DNA binding; protein dimerization activity; DNA-binding transcription factor activity, RNA polymerase II-specific
Source: RefSeq, a predicted model, not a curated record
GGGAAACUCGGGGAUCUUAUCAGAAGUGCCGUUGAUCUCGCGGAGUAUUCGUCCUUGAUCCAUGGUUCGGCAAUUAGGGUUUUGAAACAGUGAGACGGAAACAUCGAUCGACGUUUGCGGAUAAAAAAAAAUGGUUCGAUAGAAGCGUUUAGGCUACGCAGAGUUCCCCGUCGUACGAAGACUGUGGUUUCGCGAACGAACAAAGUGAUCCGAGGAGAUGACAGCAGAAACAUCGACUACGUCGACGGGGCUAGCCGUGGAGGAGACUUAAAUGGCUCCUUGAAGAGGACUGCCGAAACGGGGCGACGAUUUCAUGAAGCUGGAAACAAUAAUGGACGUGCCUCUUGCGAUUUUUGUUCUGCGCGAACCGCCGAGCUUCCACGCGAGACGAGGAUAAUAAUAAUCAAGGGUGGGAUUAUCGAGAGACAGGCAGGAAUUUGUGCAGGCCACCGUUAAGUUUCCUCUGUCUUUCGAACAAAGAAUACAAAUGAAGAAUUCCAUGACGAGCAGUGGACACGGGGUUGUCGUGAACGGGACGGGUGCCCCAGGUGUGGGCACCCUCUCGAGAGAAGAGAGACGUAGACGCAGAAGAGCGACGCAAAAGUAUCGAACAGCUCACGCCACACGAGAAAGGGUGAGGGUAGAGGCCUUCAAUCUAGCCUUCGCGGAGCUCCGAAAGCUGUUGCCCACACUGCCGCCAGAUAAGAAGCUCUCGAAAAUCGAGAUCCUCCGGCUGGCAAUUUGCUACAUCGCCUAUUUGAAUCACGUUCUUGACGCUUGACUCCAGUGGAAAGAAAUUCUAUUUUUACAGAGCCCGUUCCAAGCGUCGACGCGUCGACUACACACCCACAACCCUUGUACACUAAUCACGGAAUUGUUGCGUUACACUUGUGUCUCGUGAAUGAAAUCGGGCCGAGUCUGUCGUCCAAUCACGGCGCAGAACUUAGUUGUAGCUCCGUUGUAAUAUAAAAUGUUGCUAUGAAAUUAAUUUAUUAUACAUAUAUUUCUGUAACGAGAAAACAACGCGGCAAGCAACGAAGCGCACGGAAGCUCAACGAUU